Penicillium canescens is the source of this 540-nucleotide messenger RNA. RefSeq lists its product as uncharacterized. The record is from RefSeq and is a predicted model, not a curated record. The coding region runs from base 1 to 540 and encodes 179 amino acids. NCBI's taxonomy places the organism in Eukaryota, Fungi, Ascomycota, Eurotiomycetes, Eurotiales, Aspergillaceae. The transcript has 3 exons.
AUGUUCCCUUCCUUGGUUAUUCUCUUCUGGGUUUUAGGAGGCGUUACUACUGUGGUGGUCGCCUUGCGCAUCUUCGCCAAGGCGAGGAUCGGUCGUUUAAAGGCGGAUGACGCCACCAUGAUGAUUGCCUGGGUUCUAGCCAUCGUUGCAUCUACCCUUUUUACCAUUGCCGUGCAUUAUGGCUACGGGCAGGAUAUUUGGGAACUUGACUUCGACUCUGUCGUCCACGUAUUCAAAUUCUAUACCAUCACUCAGGCAUGUGUCAUUGGCAGCAGCACUGCCGGCUGUGUGGCCUUUAUUCUCUAUCUUCAGGCCAUCCUAGGUGGGGAGAUGAAACAUAGAAUUAUUUUAUUUACGCUCGCAAUCUUGGAGGUGACAUUUAACGCCGUAUCCAUUAUCCUGAUAUUCACCGGUUGCAAAGAUCUGCAGUCGACCUGGAACAAAGGCCUCCCUCGUGGAUGUCUUACAGUACCCGUCAAAUACGCUACGCUUACUUUCAAACCGCUUUCAACACUGCAGUUGAUCUAUACCUUGUCAUAG